This is a messenger RNA of Staurois parvus, 445 nucleotides long. The record is from the annotation of a GenBank genome assembly. NCBI's taxonomy places the organism in Eukaryota, Metazoa, Chordata, Amphibia, Anura, Ranidae.
UCCGGGGAGACCAGAUAUAGUGAAUGCAGGGUCCGGGGAGACCAGAUAUAGUGAAUGCAGGGUCCGGGGAGACCAGAUAUAGUGAAUGCAGGGUCCGGGGAGACCAGAUAUAGUGAAUGCAGGGUCCGGGGAGACCAGAUAUAGUGAAUGCAGGGUCCGGGGAGACCAGAUAUAGUGAAUGCAGGGUCCGGGGAGACCAGAUAUAGUGAAUGCAGGGUCCGGGAGACCAGAUAUAGUGAAUGCAGGGUCCGGGGAGACCAGAUAUAGUGAAUGCAGGGGUCCGGGGAGACCAGAUAUAGUGAAUGCAGGGUCCGGGGAGACCAGAUAUAGUGAAUGCAGGGUCCGGGGAGACUGGAUAUAGUGAAUGCAGGGUCCGGGGAGACUGGAUAUAGUGAAUGCAGGGUUUCGGGGAGACCAGAUAUAGUGAAUGCAGGGUCCGGGGAGA